This is a messenger RNA of Schistocerca gregaria, 14272 nucleotides long. Its product is annotated as BTB/POZ domain-containing protein 7. The transcript has 9 exons. The record is from RefSeq and is a predicted model, not a curated record. The coding region runs from base 403 to 3117 and encodes 904 amino acids. Gene Ontology annotation, molecular function: protein binding. Gene Ontology annotation, biological process: morphogenesis of a branching epithelium. Lineage: Eukaryota; Metazoa; Arthropoda; Insecta; Orthoptera; Acrididae.
UGUGAGGGCGUUUGCCUAAUGAGUGAAACGCACAUGUUCAUAUUGUCAACAUUCAGGCAGCUGCUUACUGUAGUGUACUGUCGUAGUCUCGAUGAGAAAACUUCAAGCCGAAAGAGUAGAGUUUUUCUGCUCAAUGAGCGUGAGACUUAUAGUUAUUGGAUAGUUUCGGCCUUACUUUCAUGCUUAGAAAUGCCUCUCAGAAAUAAAAGUUAAGUGGAUGGUUUAUAUUUCCGUUGUGAACUUAAAGUAUGCGAUUGUCAAAACAUUAGACAAAUGUAAACAUGGCGGCAGACUGUGUGGAGCUGUGUUUAUGUUCACAUAGUGUGGAUAUGCGAGGGUCUUGAGAGAGAAUAACGAGUACAAAAUGCGAGUUCUAAACUCAGCCUGGAUGCUGGGCAAGAAAUGAAUGUCUUUCGAGCCCUCAUUCCUUGUGCGUUGCAGCGUAGUUGCUGGGCGGGAGAUGAUCGCAUGACUGGUAGAAUGGGAGCAUCUGCCUCCAACCUGGCAGCAGAGUCUCAGGGCCAAGUUGGUGCUAUGACUCAAACUGCCAGAUAUUCGCCUGCUUUUCAACCUGUUGUUGCACCUUCAGGAACAAGUGAACAACUGUCAGUGGCUGUAAGGGAGAGGAAGAAAAAAGCAACUGGGUUUGCAACACUCAGAAAAAGAUUUAUUCGUCGUCGUCGGUCAUCAAAGGCGUGUGAUCACGGGCGUGUAUUACGUGAGCUGGUUGCUGAAUGGGGACCUAUGGAAGUUGGAGCUUUAUUGGAAGAAUACGAGGCAUUGGCAGCCUUGAAGGACCUAUCAGUGCAAGCAGAGUUGGCAAGACCACCAGCCGCUACUUACAAACAAGAUCUGUCAACGUUAUACGAUUUUAAAUAUUGUACAGAUGCAGAUUUGGUGUUCAGAGGGUUGUGCUUCCCAGUGCAUCGUGCUUUGCUGUCUGCGAGGUGUCCGUAUUUCAGAGACUUGCUUGCUGGCUGUCCAGGAUAUGGAGCACGCAUUUGCCUUGAGCUUAGGACUCCUGGAGUUGAUGUUCAGAUGUUUUCUGCUUUAUUACGAUAUUUAUACACAGGUGACAUCUGUCCUCAUGAUGGUAGUUUGGAUGUUGGUUUGUUACAGAGGCUUGGUGAGGAAUUUGGUAUGCCAAAUCCUCUUGAUCAUGACUUGCGAUAUCUGUUAGAAACGGGUGAUUAUGCUGAUGCUGCUUUGGUUUUUACUUCUGACGGGGAUUAUCAGAGGCCAGACUCAGGAAGUUCUGAAUAUGGCUUUCGGCCAAAACUAGAACUUCCUUGUCAUAAGGCAAUUCUGAGUGCAAGAUCUCCCUUUUUCCGCAAUUUGAUACAGCGUCGUACCCGCUCUGGAGAGGAGCAUACAGAAAGAGCUCUUCAUAUACCAACAAGAAUAGUGUUGGAUGAAAGUGUAAUACCAAAACGUUAUGCUCGUGUGCUGUUACAUGCUGUUUAUUUGGAUACUGUGGACCUUUCAUUAAUACUAAGAGGCAGUGGUUGUGGAAGCAGUGCAGGAAGUUUGGGAGAGGUGCAAGCCCUGACAAAUACUGGUAGAACACGUCCAAGUCCUUUGGAAGAAGCAAUGGAACUUUAUCAGAUUGGCAGAUUCUUGGAACUGGAUAUACUUUCUCAGGGUUGUGAAGAUUUAAUUUUAGAGUGGCUGACUUUGGAAUCACUACCAACAGUAUUGAGAUGGGGAAGCCAACCUCAUGGUUCAGCUUGGGUACACCGUCAGGCUCUUCACUUUUUACGAGAGGAGUUUCAGACAGUGGCACAGUCACCUGUAUUACACCAGCUUGAUAAAUCUCACUUGAUUGAUGCUCUGCACAGUCACUUCUUGCAGGCAAGUGAACUGGAAGUUCUGCAGGCUGUCUUGAAAUGGGGAGAACACGAACUAAUUCGCCGAAUGGAAGAUCGAGAGCCUAAUCUUCUUAGCCAUACAGCCCAUUCAGUGUCAAGGAAGGGUGUAAAGAAACGCGACCUGAGUGAUGUUGAACUUAGAGAAAUUUUGUCAGAUUUGUUGCCACUGGUACGUAUGGACCAUGUACUGCCUCCAAGUAGUGAAGUACUUAGCCAAGCAAUCAGACGGGGCCUUGUAAGCACGCCACCCAGUCACAUGAUAGGAGAUGAAAGAGAGAACUUGCGCCUAAACGCAUGGAUACGAUGUGGGAAGAAUAAUGGACUUUUUGUUCGGCCUCGUCUGUUCAUGCCAUAUUAUGAAGAAAUAAAGGCACAGCUUGAUGAUCAUAUGCUACAGGAGGUAGAAUUACUUCGAAUACGAAGAGCUCGAUAUGCCCCUGACAUUCCUGAUACGCUGUACAUGGUGGAGGAGAAACCUCGACCAAUGGGUGCAGCUGGUGUUGAUGUUCUAGCUGCAGCACUUCCAGAUGCUGCCACCAUGACAGCUAUGUUAAAAAGGGAGCAGAAGUUAAGACAGUCUCCAAGCUGCCAAAGAGCCAUUGCCUUGCCAUUAUCUAAUCGCCAAGAAAUCAAUAAACAAUUAAGACUUCGUGUUGUAAGAGAGUUCAACUUGCCAGAUGCUGUCUCUGAUUUGCUAGAGACAGCAGCUUGUUAUUGUGCUCAGGAAGAAGAGGAAGAUGUUGCUAUGGACGGAGAACCAGUUAAGGCACCUGUUGGAAAUAAACAGCCAGUAUGCUCUCCUGGGAUACCACCAAAUUUUGGCCGGAAUAUGACCUUCCCACGUGGUCACACAAGUUAUUCACAGCGCCACGAGUUGCCAGCCAUUGUCACGGAGGGUGAUGCUUAUAGGAGUCACGGAGAGCCUGAAAGCAGUUCAUGCAGCGAUGGGCACUUAUCGGACAUAAUGCCAGAUGUGGCAAUGGCAACAGCGUCCUUUGGCCAACUGCAGUUACAAGACGGUCAGGAAUUGGAGCUUGACCUCGGUGAUGGAGCAAGCCAUUUGGGAUUUGGAGGCCUCAGCACUGUAUCAGCUAGGGGUCCGAGCUCUCGUGCUGCAUCUCACAGUGCUGCACCCUACCAUCGCUACCUGUCUGCUGUCGGUCCCAGCCCUCCCCCUCCAUAUCGUCCAUCACCGUCUCUUGGACAUGGACACUCUACAUACCAUUCAGGUCCACCACGCUUCAUAUAGUCCACUGGUAUUCCCUCUUUUAUCAAAGAGGAGUGCCCAAGCUCAUGGGUGCAAAACUUCUUCUGGUGUUACAGCAGGAUCUGAAUUUCACUGGGAAUGUGUGUUGUUAUGUUCAGACAGCUUCAGUGAUGAUGCAUGUAUUGUAUAACAUGCAAGUAGUAAUUUGUAUGUAUAGAUAGCCACUGCUGGAAUCUGGUAGCAAGUUUCUUUUGUGACAUUUGUAUAAAGUUUAUUGAUAUAACGCUAUUUUAAUGUGAUAGUAACACAUGUGAAAGUGUUAGAGCUGUGUUAUAUGUUCAUUUGCGAAAUGAAAUGGAAGAUUGUAAAUAUUGUUUCCUUUUUUCAUUUUCAUUACUUUGUUAUUGUUACUGUUACUUUUCUCUCUGUUUUUCUUUUUUUUUCUUUUUUUAAAAGUAAUAGUUCUGUGAAGCAGAGACUGAGAAAGCACAAGCAUUGGUCAGUGAGUAAUCCUCUGGUGCAGAAUUGCUGGUAGAAAUACUAAUGUCACUUGUAUGUGCUUUGUUCAUUUUCUGCUGACACAAAUUCAAAUCACUCUCUAUUUGCUAUCUGCAUUGAAAUAAUGGCACUGCCAUAAGUACCAGAAAAUUACUCGUAUCUUAAUCAAAAAUAUUGUUUGAGAAUCUGAUACCAAGCUUUUGGGAAACUAAGUUACUUAUAGACGAUGGGUUUUGUAGAAUCUGCUGUUACUGUUGUGAUUUAAAAAUGAAGCCACAAAAUUAUAUUUAUUAGUUUUUUUAGAAGGGGAAACAGCUGAAGCUAUCCACUCUAAAGUUGUUGUUAAUAACUUAUGGAAUGGGUGCCAGUUACGAGGUGUAGUCAUGGAAUGGGCAUCUCAUGAUGCAGUGCCAUAAAACUCUGUGUUAAACAUUUGUGGAAACCAGCACUGCUAGCCACUCACUCCUUGCUUAGUCAUCACUUAUGAUGUGUACUCUGGUCAGAAUUCUUUACCGACACCCUAGAGAUAUAUUAAUGCCCACUCUCAAGGUUUGAGCAUGUUGUACUUACUGUGUGUGUCACGAGCUUCUACAUUCCUUUAUAGCAAAUAAAUUGUGCUUAAAUUUAAAGACAGUGUAUCUGUUACGUAUGUUUCUUUGCAAAAUGUGCAUUCAGCUUCCUAGAACAUGUGACUGUAGUAUGUCGGGACUAGUGGUCUACUGGUGAAGCACAAGCCUGGAAACCAAAAGGUGGUGGGAUUGAAUCUCUGUCGGACCUUGAAUUUUUUCAGUGUGCCUUUAACCCACCCUUCACCUCUGAUAUUAAGAUUCGGCAGCAACAACACAUGGUUCAGAUUCCACAUUAAACUGUGCGACAUGUUUUCUUGGUAGAUUUACUGGAGUAGGUAGAGACAUGCAAGUUGUCAAAAUGGUGUCCAAUUGAGAAGUGUGCGCCAAGUUCUUGAGCAACAGGGAAAUAUUAUUUAUUAUUACUGUAAUAUUAUUUCUUUGCAAAUGUUAGCAGCCAUGGUGUCUUUUCAAGGGCUCUGAUAAUCUCUUGUCAGAUCAGUGUUGUCUGUUACAAUGAGCUUGUCUGUUAUGUUGGUAAGACCUUCAUUCUGCCCCAGUUUUUUAAAAAUAAUAAUUGCAAAUUUUUGUAAUGGUGAGGGUAACUGUUCUGAUUUUUGUUUCAAUUUUUGUUGCAUAGAACAGAAAUGAAGACCAUUAUUGCAAUUUAAUCAUGAGAAAAUAAUGGCUAUAUUCAGAUAUUUGCAGUUCAUUUUAGUGUAUUUUUUGCAGAUUGAUCUAAUAACAUCAUUUAAAAUUGUGUGACAGUACCAAUUGCAUACUAUGAAAAUUAUUUCCCAUUGUGUAUCUGUUAGAACUGUUAUUUAUUGUUCUGAGAUCAUUUUCAUGAAAAAGAAUUACUAAUGAACAUUUUACUUCACAUUUGUUGGUCGGUGACUAAGAAAAGCGAAUUUUGUGGUAUUUUCUUCAUGUUGCUGGACAUCAUUAUGUGCUAAUUUAUGCACUCCAUAAUUCAUAGGAUGUGAAACUGAAUAUGAGAGAAAAAAUGGAAAUGUCACAAAUACUAAACUAUUGCAUUCUUUGUUUAGUUAUUAUUUUAUAUUUAAUUGUAAACUAUAGCAGUAUUAACAGAAAUUUUUAAGAUCUACUGUGGAAUGUUCUGUUGAUAGCUGACUGUUUUUUGUAGGUGAUGUUCAUGAGAGGCAGACAUUAAAAUGCCAUUUCACAAAUAAAUUUUCAACUUGUCAUUGUGCUGUCAGAAAACAUAAAAAACAAAAUCAUUGCAUUAAUGACAUUCAGAUUAUUAACUCAUUGCUCCAAAAUGCAGGAAACGCUUGGCAACAGCGUGUGAUUGUGACAUUAUCUUCACUUUCUUUUUGUCUCAUUGAAUCACACACAAACAGUAUUGGGCCAUUGAAAAUAUGACAAGUGAAUGUACAACUGGAAAUUUUGUACGUCAAGAAUCACUUGACAACUAAACAAAAUUUUCAAAGGAACUGUGAUGAGUAGGAUAUUGGGUAUUCUUAAAGUGUUGUGGAGAUCUCGUAAGCAUGGACUAUUCUUGAACAGUUACACACACUAAUUUCCUAUUUAGUCCAUACUUAUUCAUCAAUGUGGUGCCAAAUUUGGAUUUUUUACUACUUUAGUACAUUGACUAAUGUUACCGAAACUAUUAAGACAACCGUAAGCCUGGGAUUUAAAGCACAAACCACUCCUUGAUGAUCCUAGUUUGUACAUACCAUAGCUUGUGGGUUGGAUGAAAGUUUACGGUUAAUUUUGCUGUCUUGACAUUUAGUUGGAACAAGUUGAAAACCUUAUCUGUGUUGCCUCAUAAACCAGAUACCAUUGUAGUCUUUGGACAAAUAUGUAUGUUCUCAGAUGCCACAUUCCACACUGGCUCUUUCAGUGAAUAUAAACACAGCAUAAAAUGAUUCCCAUGACCUAAAACUCACAACUUGUUUGUGAUACAUUAUGGUGCAAAGUUAUAUUGUGAACUUUCUCCCAUUGCAUCAGUAUUCUCCCAAACGAAAAAAAUUACUGUGAUAAUCUCUCUAUUGUGUUAAGUUUGCUCUUGUUUGGUCUCUAACUUGAAAAAUAUCUUCUUCUCAUAUCUUUCUUAACUAAUGUAGCAGUCUUUCCCGUAUGGCAGCUGAAAAUGCAUGGCACUCAUUCUUUGAGUGAGUGAAGAAUAUACUGGCCCUUUUUUCCCAGAUGGAAUGUCUCCUCAUAUCUCCCCCCAGCUUUUAUCUUAAAAAGUACCUUCAUUCAUCCUCUAUGUACUACCUUCCCUAUUAAGAAUUACCUCUCUAACAAGAGCUGAAAAUAAUAAUCUAAUUCUGUCAUUCUUUUAAUCAGAAAUACUUGGGUUAUUGUUAUAUGCUCCAAAACUACUUGUAACUCACCAUAAAAACUGUCUUUGCUCAUAUCUAUGAGAAAGAGAGAGCAUGCGCACAUCUAUGCUGCCUUGUGAUCAACAGAUUUCUCACUAAUCAUUGUUCCAGUUUACCCCGUAGAACCAAAUAUUGCCUUUUACUGAAGUUAAGCUGACCACAUAGUUCUAAUACUGAACUAUUUACAUUACUCUUCCUACAGUCCAACUACCUACCUAUCCUAUCUUCGUACCUAACCAUCCACCCAUUAUUAUUCCUGUUUGAAUUGUAGUUUACCCACCAUCUUCUGCAGACAUUGACUUUGCUUUCCAUUCUAGUGUCACAAUAUUCCUAUUUUAAUCACAUUCCUGUGGACACAACAGUGCUACAGUGUGUGCAUGACUUCCCCCCCCCCCCCCCUCUCUCUCUCUCUCUCUCUCUCUCUCUCUCUCUCUCUCUCUCUCUCUCUCUCUCUCUCUCUCUCUCUCUCUCUGUGUGUGUGUGUGUGUGUGUGUGUGUGUGUGUGUGUGUGUGUGUGUGUGUGUGUGUAAGAUUAUAUGAAAGUACCAGUGAUCAAAAGGCUGUGUUUUACACAGCACUGUGCUUUUCUGUGGCGGUAAUAAGAAAGAUUCCAUUAAUUCCACUACUGUAGUGUUCAUGAAUUACUGUUUAACUUUUUAUUGUUAUGUCAUGACUUCUGACACCUUUGCUAGGAAGAAAAGUACUUUGAUUUGAUGGAGACACGAACUUGCUUUAGAAGAGAUUCUAAAAUAAGGGAAAGAUAUUUUUUAAAUUUUUUUUAGUGGGUGAGGAACAGAUAUACUAGUAAUUCUAAGGAAACUUUUUUUUCCCUAGAAAUGCAAUAAUUGUCUUAACUUCCUAAAUAAAUGAAUGAUAAUUUACAACUCCUCUUCUUUGUUUAACUGGAUGAGUGGCAAAUGGAGUAGUGGCUGGAAGCUGUUGGAACAUUUCAAUUUGUUCACUCAGUCUUUUACAUAUUUGAAGAUUAGAAGUAAUUAUAUUAAAUACCUGUGAAAUAUUUAUAUACAUAUUAUGAAAACUCUGUGUUGACAUAAACUAAUAGAAAAAUUCAGUGUUUGUACUGGUACCACAUUAUAUAAAUUGUAAAUUAAUUGGUGAGAGAUUGUUGUAUACUGUUUCUUAACAUACUCAAUACAGAAUCUGAUUUGUGCUGCAUAUAGCUGUAAACUUGCACAUUAGUAUUAUCUGUUUGCAGCUUCUUUAAAUUUGAAGUAAUAUCUGUACACUUAUUUUGUCUUGUUUGGAAUUUAUCACAUAUAAAGAAAUACUUGUUAAAUGUUUUCCACUUUCUCCGAAAAGAAGUUUCUAGCUGUCAAAAAUAUUCUACUGUGUGUUAUAUUGCUAUUUCUUAAGCAUUAAACAUUCUUAUAAAUUGUGGUCCUUAAAAAUUUUGUGGAAAGAAUUUAAGAAUGGAUGUCUGCAUAUGAUAUUACUAGUUCACAAGAUUUGGUUGUAUAGGUUUUUUGCAGAAUGUCAAAACUGAAAGCACCCAGCUUUUACAUUCUUUUGCUUUCAAGUAAUGCAAGCAUUGGCUAUUCUUAAGCUCAAGGUUAUUAAAAGUCUGAGAGAUUGUGAUACCAUCACAGUUUUCACUUUUUGAACAUGGGUUAAGUUGUAUUUCGUGUAGUUUUAGAAUGCUGAAUGUGGCAAAACUUCAUUUCAUCCACCUUACAAUUGGAUUUCCCUCCUCUUUCUCUCACAAACUGGUCCUUAUUUGAACAUUCCAUCUGAAAUACUUGUGAAGAUGUAGAUCUGUAAGUUUCCUACAUUCCACCUAUAACCUUAAUUGUUGUAUCAGAUGUGUUUGUUCAGAACAUGGCUGACAGGUAACAUGUGAAACUACUGUAUAGGCACAAGAUAAACAGAUACCAUUGCAGUCAUGUAUAACUGUGUUUGUAAGUAACCUUCCUCUUUAACUUUUUGCUGGUUGAGUACUGGGUAAAGUAAAUUGGGCUUCCCACAAAUACCCUUGUUAGAACUUCACUGCAUGAUUAAAUAUGUGGUGAUCUUGUCACGUAUAUAAGCUGCAAUAUUGGAAUAUGGGGAACGAGAUGAUGAUCUGCUGAGGAGAUUGUUUCAGUAUUACUUCCAUUUAGGAAGUAUGUGAAAUAAAAAUUAUUGUACUUGUAUUAAUGUAAAUAAUAUGCAAACAAAUAUAUUUGAAUCACUAAUUGUUUGUGAAGUGUUCUGACUAAAUAAUAUUCACACAGUAGUAACUGGGUCUAUUAAAGUAAUAUAUGAGAAACAUGAAUGUGUAAUGCACAGUUUUUAAUGGAAUAUGUUUUUAUGGCCCCGUUUUAUACUCAUUAAAAAAGGAUUGAGUGCAGUGUUAUGCUUGUUUUGCUUAAAGUAAAAAUGGUGCACAUCACAAAGUAUAGAAAAAAAUGUAGCAAAAAUUUCUCUAAAAUUCAUGCUCAUAAUUUCUGUUUCCAUGAAAUCUCUCAUUACACACAUUCUUAAGAUUUCUCAUUCUUUGAAUCUUAUACUUCUGUGGGAAUGGCUACAAUUAUAAAUUCUAAGCUGAUAGGGGAUCUUCCAGGAAAUAGAUUAAGUUUCUGUUUAUUUAUAUCAUGUCCAUUAUUUCCCAUAAGGUAAUAAUUAAUUACUGGAGACAUAUGUACAAAUUAUUUGUUGGGAAUUAAAAAUAUUUACAGUUUUUGUUGCAUUCAUUGUACGUGUAAUUCAGUUGCAUUUUGGCAGUAAUAUACACUUGUCAUGUAACUUCAGGUUUUUAUUAUGGUGAUGUUCAUGAUUGAUGAUUUCUCAGGUGUGCAGUCAGUUGUCACAAGAUGCUCUCACUGACUUCACAUUUAACAAUAAUCCAGCCAAUAUACUUUUGUGUGGUUUCAUAAUUAUUUGGAUUGUCUCAGUACAUAACACAUCGUAAGCCACACUUUUCACAUGACAGCUCUCUAUUUGUUUGUAAAGUGAUGCAUAAUAUACUUUUACCACUGGUGCAUAAAUUAUAAUUUGUACAUAUAAUCUAAUUUAUUUAAAAGCUUUAGGUACUGGAAAUUUCCACAAUUAUUCGUGGGUUAUAUCAGCCAUUGGUAAAUACAGUGGGUGCAUUUACAGGUAGGAAAAUGUUUCUGAAACCAGGUUAUUACUACGUGGAACUGAAGCUUAAAAGUAACUGUAUGGUGCAUGAGAGGCGAUAGUAACUUUCGUUAAUUGUUAUAUUAGUAUCAUAAACCACAUAUCACUGAUGCAUACGUGAUGGUGAAUAAGUUACAGGAGUGUAAACUCGAGUAAAUAUUUUGUUUCAUACAACCUUCCACCUUUAGGUGUAACUUUGAUUCCUGUAGAAUAUGUAGGAUACCAAGUUUUAGUCGUUAAUUGUUGUUGGUGGUGACCAGUGAUAUCUCUGUAAUAACUUAACUGAAGUGUAACAAAUGAUCAUGGAUGACUAAAUAUCAUUUUUCUUCUUGUGGUUUCAAUCUCACAAUUGUCACCCUUAACAUUGCUGGUGGUCACCAAAAGGGAUUGUUGAAAACUGACUUUAAGAAAAAGAGAGAAUAUUUUCAACCAACAGUAAACAGGCUAGGUAAAAUAAACUAUGAUCAAAAGGGGCCUAUUGUUUUAGGUGUGCCGGUAUUUACUUUUGUUUCUAAAUUUAAAAGUUGCGAUACACAGUUAAUGUGUCAUUGUAUACCUCUGUGACUUCAGUUCGUAAAAUUGGUUGUGGAGUUACAGUUCACAAUUUUAUCUGAUUUUACCACACAAAUAUAGAUAUUCUAGUAAUUUGAAUAUAGAAUAUUGAGUUAUAUUGUUAUCAGGUAGGGAAUGUUAGCUUACAUACUUAGCAGUUUUCCACUACUUUUCUUUACACUUAUGGCUCCAACCUAAUGACAUUUUACUUGCACGUAACUGCUAAAAAGAAUCAUCAGGUAGAGAAAUCAUUUUACACAGUGAUAAUCUGAAUUUGGGCUCCAGUUUUGAAGAAAUUUUUAUACUAUGAAUUUGGUACCAUAAAGCAUACCUCAGUGAACAUCAGCAAUUACCCUGUAAAGUCAGUUAUAAAAAAAUUCACUCAGUCUCAUGGAUAGUUCUUGUACUGCUAUUUGAUGUUGAGUGAAACUACACUAAAAUAGAAAGGAGAUGCAGCAACUUAUGAAUCUUUAUUGUGUAUUUGUUGCAUUCAUUUAGAUUAAUAUUGAAGGUCAUUUUAACUCUAUAAUCAGUUGAUUUAUGCACUCAACCAGCGUGAGGUGAUUUCUUUUAAAUUUUUUGUGUAUCAGUGUCAGGGCAUUUUAAUGCCAGAUACAGUGCAAAAGCAACUGAUUCUUUGAAUCCUCUGAUGCUCUGGAUAAGUAAUAGAACAAUGGAUGAAUUUUACCCUUUGAAUUUUUGUUGUUGUUGUUGUUUCAUACCCUUCUCUUGUUUUUCAAAGAAGAACUACGAUAUUUUCUUUUCUUGAGAGUAAUUCAAAGUUCAUUGUGUAACAACACUGUCAGACAAUUAAUUUAAAAUCUGACAUAUAUAUCACACUGAUGAAGUUGUAAGUGAUGUUAGAACACACUGGAUCCAUCAAAUGAUUUUUUCUUCUUUUUUAUUGUCUAGUGAGAAUAUUCCUCACUACACAAGAGUUUGAUAUCAUACCAGUGCCUACAUUUUCACAACUGAUUUAGAGAGAGAGGGAAGAGGGGCUAGACUGUGUAAACGAGGGAAGAAUUAUACGUAUUUUUUGGGUCCUCAGUUUGAAAAAUAACUUUUGUGAUUAAACAUUUGUACUGAAGUGGUAAUUAUUUUCUAAUUUUCCAAAAGCAUGACAAGGGUAGACAUUGUUAUAACUGUCACUCAUAAUGUAAUCUGUGAGGUACGUGGUAAAAUGCCUUAAUAAUAGAUGCUGUAUCAUUUAGCAUUUAUUAUUAUUAAUGCCAUUGGAAUUUAUUACUCUUCCUUGGCAUCAAUGUUUGUUGGAGUACCACAGCAGAAGGGGGUGAUAUUUGUUUAAACCAAAUGAUAUUUAAAUCAUUUCAUCAUCUCCCAAUCCUUUUAUUUUUAAAUUGUGCGGAAUUCAUAAAAACAAAAUGCACAAUUUCAUGUAGCUUUCAAAGGAGAAAUGCUUACUGUUAUCGACUUCUGUUAAAUUGCAUCUUGUAUCACAUCAUGUUCUGUGCCAUAAAAUUUUGCAUUGCAAAAUAAGUGAGAGCACUUGUUUAAUGAUACUAGUGUGGAUGUUUCUGCCAACACAGUAGCUACUAUACAGCUGUUUAUUGUAUGAUUGAUUAUAAUAUGUUGUUUAUGAAGUACAUUAACUCUACCAGCAAUCUUAUCAGUAUUUUAAUAAUUUUGGGCUCUUAUUUGGUGAUAUUCCAGUAGCUAUUGAAGUUCUAUAAUGAGCUUAAUAAUAAUAAUAAUAAUAAUAAUAAUUUAUUAUUAUUAUUAAUAUUAAUAUUAUUGUUGUUGUUGUCAUGCUUAUUGUGGACAAUGAUAUGCUAAUGUACAAUACAGACAUUGACAGAUUGUGUAAUUUAUAAAAGUCGGAGAAUUUCUGGCAGAAUUUAGCAGUAGCAGUAUCAUAAAGUCUAUUCUGGUAUCAAAUUCAGUUCAAGCAGCAAGUAUUUCCAUUUUCAACAUGAUUUCUGAUGAUAAGAUAUAAAUGUUAACAGAUGCACAAGAUGUGAUCCUUCUUUUAACAGUAUUAUGUUUUUGGUGGUUAUAAAACAAUAUUUAUCUUGGGAGUUUGACUUGCCUUUGUCAUAUGGUAGAUCAGUAUUGUGCUUUAUGGCUUUGUCAUCCAGUAGUGUUGCUUUAGCGUGAUUUGGCACUAUAAAUAAUUGUUGAUUUCUUCAUCUAUUGAUCUUGGUGUUACUAUGUUCCAUAAUUUUGCCAGAUCUUACAGUUUGAGACUGUUUGUAUAUUUUAAACCAAUUUUUGUACUUAAUAUUCAUUUCUAGAUAAGUUAGGUAUGUUGUUUUUCUUUUAUAUCUCAUUUAGGUUCUCUAUCUUGUGUUUACGAGUAGUUUCUAAACACAAAAUAUGGCUAACUGUGAUUUCCCGCUUAUCACAUUAUGAGGAUGUAAUAGGCAGAUGUGGAUAAAAUCAGCACUCUUGUUUUACUUGAUCUUUUUUUUUUUUCCAAUUCGAUCUUUUCAUGUUUAUAUUCGCUUUUCGUAAGCGGAUGUGGAGGAAGUGGGAGAUCAUUUCAGAGGUGUCCUGGUAUUGUUUUUCUUACAUAUGGAAACUUGCAUGUGCCUGCAAGUCACAGGUGUUUUGCUUUUCACGUGAAAAUGCUUAAUCCUUCUGCUCUCAUCUAAAGUUUGUAUUUCUUUCUUUAACAUAUUUUUGCCCAGAAAAGUUAGCAGAGAUAGGCACAACACUACCACAGUUACAAUUUUAUAUGAUUUUCAUCACAACUUAACAUUUUCAGAAAACUACUUGCUUUGUGAAGUAGCACAAAUUGCACUUUACUGCAUUUCUGUAAGCAUUAUAUGUGCACAGUAUCUAUAAUGACUAAAAGUGUUGCAGUUCAUAAAAAAAGAGUCUGAACCUGAUAAUCUAUGUUUGAUACUCUGUAAGAUUUCUCAUUUUUUUACUGACCUAAGUUAUUUAUGAGGAAAAUACUGGAGGAGUUAAGUGUGCAGUUUUUAUUUCUCGUUUGAAGCCAUGGUAGCAUGAAAUGAACUUUAUAGUAAUAAAAUUCUUGCUAUUAUAAUGAAAUUUAGAGAAAAAAAAAUUUUUCAUUUGUAUAUUCCUUGUCUUAUUUCUCAGCCAAGCUGCUGUGAAGCAGUAAAUGGAUUUCAUGCUCUCUUUCAAGUCAGACUGACAUUUUCAUGCUGAUAGUAUUUGUGAAAUAUGCUGAUAUGUCUAAAUGUCCAUUUUCUUUGCUUGUUCUUUAUUUUACAACUGUAUAAAUUCUGGAAUAUCAUGCGGACUUCAUACCUUGCAACUGAAAAAUACAUUUUAAAUGAUGAUGUUUUAGUUACCUUUAAGCUGCAUCAUUGUUUUGUUAUACACUUACUGGAUAUGUUUCAGAAAUGCACUGGUUUUCAACGGUCAGUUGUCUGCCCUAAAUGGAAUGCUUUUCUAAAACCUGCUAAGUAUGUGAAUACAAAAACAAUGACACAGUUUAAAGGUAACAAUGUGUCUUUUUUUUAUGUAUACGUUUUGGUUUUCAGUAUUGCCAUUAAUACGUAAAGGAACCUGCCAUUUUAUGGCAAUUUAUUUUAGUAAAUUUUGUGUAUUUAAGUUAAGAAAAGUUUUGUUGCUGAAAACAGAUAGUAGUAAAUAAAUGGAUUAUACAGUCUAAUGGUAAUUCAUUUCACUGCACUCUCUUUGUCAGCAUUUUUCUAUGCUGCUUGUGUCUUCACUGUUGUCAGUUAAUGUGUACACAGUGUAUAAUCAAGGAAUCCACUAAGUACCUGUUUUAGGAUGAAAUGGUAAUGUUGUUGAACUAAGUUAAAACUAUUGGAGUGCAUUAGUUUUGGAUACACUGUGAUGAUGUAAGCUUUAUUGUUGUUUGUUCUAUUUCGAAAAUGAUCAGGCUGGAAAUGGAGGACUUAAGAUGUCAUAUUGUUUAAAGCAUUAUUAAUUUGAUAUCAUAUAUAAAAAGCAUCAUAAAAUUAACAGGAUCAUUCCAUUGAAAUAGUUUUAAAAUGGACAUGACGAAAUUUCAUAUUCUUUGUUGUAUUUGAGUAGUACAAAUGCUGAAAUUGUGAAAAUAAUGAACUUAUAUAUUUGUGACUGCUUUGUCACUUAAAUGUUAAAGCGUAGCCUUUGAAUAUGUGUUGUUGUAAUAAAAUUUCUCUUUGAACCAAA